AUGGAGGUGGAGCUCAUCGACAAGAUUGUGGCCACAAACCUCACUGGAGCCAUCAAGUUGACCAAGUAUGCCCUGGAGGCAUGGGUGGAGCGCCACGAGAACUCGCCGCGUCCCAAGAGCCGUGGCAACGGCGUCAUCAUCAAUCUGGCGUCGGUCCAGGGACUCCGGCCCAUCAUCCCGGUCUUGUCCGUCUACUCCACCACCAAGGCUGCUCUCAACAUGUUCACCAAGGCCGUGGCGGUGGAGGGAGGCGCUUAUGCGAUUCGCAGCAACUCUGUGUGUCCCGGAUACGUGCCUACUAAUAUGACCGAUGGCAUGGAGGUGCCCGAACGGCCCUCCCUGGUGGAGGACGACGACGACGUUGGAUGGGUGUCCAGAGACAGUAUUGCGAGGGCGGUGUACUAUUUUGCCACCAAUUUGCAGGUUUCGGGCGCCAUUUUGGCUGUUGAUAAGGCUAUGAGUUCGCUGUAG
Yarrowia lipolytica CLIB122 is the source of this 471-nucleotide messenger RNA. RefSeq lists its product as uncharacterized. NCBI's taxonomy places the organism in Eukaryota, Fungi, Ascomycota, Dipodascomycetes, Dipodascales. Gene Ontology annotation, molecular function: oxidoreductase activity, acting on the CH-OH group of donors, NAD or NADP as acceptor. The record is from RefSeq and is a predicted model, not a curated record.